Messenger RNA from Phytomonas sp. Hart1, 1198 nucleotides. Lineage: Eukaryota; Euglenozoa; Kinetoplastea; Trypanosomatida; Trypanosomatidae. The record is from the annotation of a GenBank genome assembly.
UGUUUAGAUAAAGCCGGCUAUUUUUUAAUGUUUACCAAAUUUCUUUCAACCGUGAAAAACAUUUCACCGCGUUCCACUGAAUGGACUGACAGAUUUGGUCCCGUUGCAUUGUUUGGGUAUGACUAUGGUGUCCCAGGCAGCUCAGCCAAACUGAUGGAUUAUUUUUAUCACUCCCCACGUGACUGUGACUUUUAUGGCGAGCUCACAUUCCACGACACCACACCGAUCGAGUGUCCACCGGAAACGGUGAUUUUUCUCCCGGUCUUUAAGCUUGGUUCGAUGAUCGAAAAAGACCUCACCGCAACGCCCUCUCGCGACGAAUGGUUCAUGGCAAGUUUGGAAGCAACAGCUGAAUUAUUGGAAAAAGGGUACAUUCCUGUAAGUGUUGGUGGUGACGGAUCUGCCACUCACAGUAUGAUUGAGGCGCACAAGAGACUUUUUCCUCAAGAAGAUGUCGUUCUUAUCCAUUUAUCUGCUCAUCCACGCGUGGGUGAUCCAAAUUUACCUAUUAAUAUUAUGUUGGAAAAGGGACUUUUGAAAGGUGUUGUCAGUAUCGCCAACCGAUGCGUAUCAUCUGCCGAUCGUCGUGUUCGAAAACACCAUAAAAUAAUUUAUAUGGAUAUGAAUGGAAUAUAUCCAAAGGGUAUUUUUUGCAUUCGUGAUAUUCGAAAUGAUUAUCCUGUCUUUAUUAGCAUUAAUGUUGAUACACUGGAUCCAGCGUUUGCCCCUGCUGUGGAGAACCCAGUGUGUGGUGGGUUAUCGACACGUGAUUUAUUACACAUUAUCGGUGGAAUUCGUGGCCCCAAAGUGGCUGGAAUUGAUAUACAUGGUUACAACCCUUUCCUUGAUAUUUAUCGUGAGGAUAAGAUUGGGCUCACUCAAAUUACCACUUCGAAGAUUAUCAAAGAAAGCAUUUUCAAAUCGUAUUCAAUUUCCACCAUGACAAACGAGGAGGGAAUAGCUCGGCUGAAGAUGCUACAACAUCAAGGCACACUUUCUGAGAAUCCUUAUCCAGAUCACUAGUUAUCGUUCUUUUGUUAUCUUUUAAUCUGAUUGCUAUUGUGAUUCGUUUAUUUUUUUUGUUGUGUUUCUGUGUGUGUGUGGAAGGAGGGGUCGGGAGAUUCGACCCGGGCCCAUCAACACCGAUUCAGAGCCACCAGUAAUUUCAUUGGUUUUAGUUUACAUACUCGAACAAAAA